UUAGGGAGUAAAAUCCAUUUGCAAACUUGGGGGGUGGGGAGAAAAGAAGAGAAAGUUUAAUAACAUUGUCAAUGUAUUUGCCACAGAACUAAAAUAUUAGCUUGAUUAAGGAAUACAUAAUAUAUUGCGACUGUAUUCUAGAUAUAUUCAAUAUAAGAAAAUGGGUUUUUGUUCUCCAUUGCAAAUUGUAAUUGCAUAUGCGUCGGAAGAUGUCUGCUGCAACUGUAGGAAUGAAGACUGCUUAUUUCAUGUUAUUUUUGCUGGCCUUGACCUUCGUUCCCGAGCACGUGGAUGGUUGGUUCUUCCGGUCUGUACGCAGAAUCCGCUUCAGCCCCUACCACACGCUAGGUUGUAUGGCGGCCUGCAAGUGGGCCAGGAGCUGGGCGUGUAAGGCCUGCAAUAGGAAGCGGGGACUCGACAUGGGAGCCGAUGCUGUAGAUCCAGUUGAGGAUGCAGAUGUGCCGACCGUUCUGCAUGAUCUGGAUGUGAACGGAGAUGGUUUUGUCGAGCUGAAUGAGAUCGCCCACGUGACCGGCCUGAAAGUAACCAACCCAGUUUUAGUUAAAGGAUUCCACACGGCAGAUUCGGAUGGUGAUGCCAAACUGAGCCUCGUUGAAUUCAAACAAUUCCAUUUCGACAACAAAGAAGAAUUUCUGGAAGCCAUGAAAGAGGACGGCGCAGAUACUCCAUGACACGAUGACGUCCA
Molecule: messenger RNA, 706 nt
Organism: Gigantopelta aegis
Lineage: Eukaryota; Metazoa; Mollusca; Gastropoda; Neomphalida; Peltospiridae
Exons: 5
Coding region: 198-692 (164 amino acids)
Molecular function (GO): calcium ion binding
Source: RefSeq, a predicted model, not a curated record